AAUCAGCAACAGCUGUUGUCAGUGCUCAUGUGCUCAUACUGCUCAUACGGUUGAUUUUAUAGGUUAGAAUUAUUUAUCCUUUGACAGGGAGUGGAUUGUUAUUGUUAUAGCAGUAUAGCUUAUUUUCAUUAUAGAUUAAUUAUAUUAAUUUCACCAUUUAUUCAAUAUUCUAUGACUAUUAGUCUUACGACGUAGCUAUGAGAGUCUUGGAAUUGUUCAGUGGUAUUGGAGGGAUGCAUUUCGCUUUGAAAGAAAGUGGAGUUCCUUUUUCUUAUAUUGUAGCUGCAGAAAUCAGCACAUCUGCAAAUCCCGUUUACAAGCUCAAUUUUCCAAGAGCAUGUUUACUUUGCAGGAACAUAGAAUCGUUUGGUGUAGAUGAGAUCGACAGGAUUUCUCCUGAUAUUUUACUGAUGAGUCCACCAUGUCAGCCUUACACAAGAAAUGGCCUGAAAAAAGACACUAAAGACAAAAGAUCAUGUGCUCUUAUUAAUCUACUGGAGUUACUCCCAAAAUUGAACGGCUCAUUGAAAUACAUCCUUGUGGAAAAUGUUAGAGGAUUUGAAACAUCGAACGCCAGACAAAAACUCCUCGAUUUUCUGGUGGAUAAUCACUUCAACUACCAGGAGUUUCUACUGAGUCCUACACAAUUUGGUAUUUCGAACAGUAGGACGCGCUAUUACCUGAUAGCCAAAAAGAAACCAUUGGAGUUUGGGUUUCCAAUCACAUCCAGUAUUAUAACUGAUCCCGCAAAGGCCGGUUUUCCAAUGGACAUUGGGGACAGCUGCUUCCCAAUAUCAUCCAUACUAGAAGUGGAGGAUAACUUUGACUCGCCAUCAUAUAAAGAACUUUUAAUUCCUAUCGAAAGAUUAGCCAAACAAAUCAAUGUAUUGGACAUUGUUAGUAAAGACGAUGCACGCUCCUGUUGUUUUACAAAGUCUUAUAGCAUAUACAUGGAAGGCACAGGCUCUGUAUAUUCUCCAUUUCCUCUAAAUUCCUCUGAACUCGAUAGAAUACCUAAAAGAGAAAACUACUCCAGUGAAGAACAAUUUUUCAAGGCUUUGGAAAGCUUGAAAUUGCGAUUUUUCUCGCCUAAGGAAAUUUCGCGUCUCAUGUGUUUUCCCGAAGAAUUUAGGUUUCCUGAAAACCACACUUUAAAACAGAAAUACAAACUUCUGGGCAAUAGUAUUAAUGUGAAAGUUGUUGCAUAUUUAAUAAGAUUGAUGAUUAAUGAAAAUUGAUGGUGUUAUAGCCUAGUCAUAUUUUUAUAAUAAAAUGUUCCUCAAGAAAUUUAA
Molecule: messenger RNA, 1292 nt
Organism: Nilaparvata lugens (brown planthopper)
Lineage: Eukaryota; Metazoa; Arthropoda; Insecta; Hemiptera; Delphacidae
Gene: Mt2
Product: tRNA (cytosine(38)-C(5))-methyltransferase
Exons: 4
Coding region: 198-1238 (346 amino acids)
Molecular function (GO): methyltransferase activity
Source: RefSeq, a predicted model, not a curated record